GGCGCCUCUUCUCUCUGCCAUUGGCUGCUGGGAUGGGAGGGGGCUGCCUGCAGCGGUGGUCAGACGUGCAGGCGCGCCGGCUGUGUGCGGCUUCGCUUGCACCUCCUGAAACCAGCUCAGACUCCCUCUCAGACAUGAAUCGGGGAUUCAGGGUAUUUGCUUGAUUCCGCGAGUCGUCUCUUGUAAGAUACUGUACGUACACUGCAUACUUCUGUCAAAGAGGUCGAAGUUCGCUUUGUCGCGUUCAUGUACGGUGACGAAGAGAAAACAGCUGCCUGCGGACGAUAACGUGGAGUUUAUACUCAGAAAAUGAGGACAAAUCUUUUCCAUCUCCCUUAGUUUUGUGAAAUGGCAAGAGAUAAUGAAUAUCCAUUCCUAUAAUAGUAUCACAAAAGUAAGAAAACGCCAAGCACCACAUGGAGCAGACAGGAACACCACAUUUGGUAGCAUGCUGCAGGCCCUGAGACAGUGAUGCAGAAAGAUAAUGUUGAAACUACUGAUUAGACGUACUGAAUGAAACUUGAAGGACUGCAAUGUUGCUGUGACAGGUCAUUGUAAGCAAAAUGCAUUAGUCAUGUGGACAUGCCAGUGCUCUGUGGGCCUGGGUCUGGUUUGGAACAGCUCCAGUGAAGAGGGGGAGGAGAAGGCAUUGCAGCCUCUCUGGACUGAUUCAACCCGAGCAGAUACUGGAACAUUAAGAGGAUGUGCCUAUUUACACUUAGGUGGUGGCUAUCUGCACGAGCUGCUCAGCUGCACCGUUGAAGCCGGUUCCCUGUGCAAUUUCCAGAUAUACCAGAUGGAUCAGUGGAUCAAUAAGCUGCAUUACCAAGCAAGGAAAACAGGGCAGUACGCUGCCAUCCUGUUCAGGUUGGAUCCUGCCUUGCACAUGUAGCUUGCUGGGAUGGACUAUGGCUCCCCAUGGAAUGGAUAACAAUGGAUAAAAUUGUUAGAAAAUGGAAGGAUGGAUUGUUUUGAUCCAUUUCACACCUGGAAACAGACUUGAGAAUCUGGUUCAUCAAGGCCACCAGGACCAGAGGAUACACACCAGCACCAAAGCAGAACAGUGCCAUUUUUGUUAUUCACAGAAGGGAUGAUGUUCUUCGCAAUAUACAUUUAUUGAAAACAAAUUCCUAUUAACACUGAUGACCUGGAGACCCAUUUACAUGGCUGAGUGUUUUACUGGAGCAAUAUGAGUAAAGUUCCCUGCUCAAAGGAGCUGCAGCUGUGUCCCUCCUAGGAUUUGAACCUGCAGUCCUCAGGUCUAACCACUUCUCCACACUGCUCCCUAUUGAUGUGAUGUGAAUACUGUACAUGAGAGUCCCGGCACAGUACCAGUGUCUGUCAGAGUGGUAAGUUCACCUGUGUAAGUGCCAGUGAGUGCCUAUGAUGCGAAGAGUGUUCCAGAGCUCACCCAUCUGGCUUCUCUAGUGAAUUCAGGUCGUCUCUUCCAGGCACCAACAGCAUUGGAAUGAAACUUUAAUUCAUAGUUCGGAUUGCCAAGAGUGAACUAAUAAGCUCUUAAGUACAGAAUGAUACAGAAAUCCCUUGGAAAAGAUAGUGAUCUGGGAAUAAGAAUACCCUAUGUCUAGCAUUCUACAGGGCUCAGCUCCCACAGUCACUCUUUAGUACAGAGUCUGGCCAUAUUCAACUGUGGACAGUAAUAAUUCCGUGCCAAGACAGCAUGCACAGCUGGAACAGAAACAAACACAGUAGUAUCUGCUAUCUUAGCCGUGUCACCUUAUGCAGAGCCUGACAAAGAUGCUCACACAUUAAUUUUGGUACAGAAGGCUUAUAGUAAAUGAUUACAGAAUUAAUAGCAUUGUGAAAAUGGGAUUAAUACGUCAUGGGAAUGGAUAGAGUUGGGAAACUGGAUCAGUGUGUCUCCUGGGAAUGAACAUGGUAAGAGAAUGGGAUGAGUGUGUUUCCUGGGAAUAGGUUGUGGAUUAUGAAAGGAGCUUUCCAGCCAUAUUGUUGAACUGGUUUCUUUCAAGAACAGCUGGACUCAUAAUUGAGUUCUGAGUUAAAUUAUCCAAACAGGCUAGAUUGUAGAUCCUCUCGCUUGUACCCUUUCUUAGGUUCUUAUGUAUUGAACAGUUAUGGCUAACUGGGUCAAUGGAUUUCAGUUUCCUGGAAAUUUCUUUCUAAUCUGAUGCGCUAUCCUAAUUACAAGGAAGAGAAAUCUAUUAGCUUUGUGUGAAGGAGUCUAUGUUUGUGAAUGGAAGACUCACCUGAGGUGUCCUUAGGACUUUUGGUACUACUUCAUCAACUGCACUGUAAAAACACAGAGCAGUGAGUUUUUGCAUUGUGGCUUGUGUGUACGAUGACAUUCUAUAGGUGACAGCCAUUUUGCUUCUUAUCUGGGUUUAGAGUAGGCACUGAGGGAAAAUGGCUGCUGACAACUCAGUAAUUGAGCCCAGGUGUGUGCAGUAAAAGUCAACUGAGGGAUAUAAGAGCUGUAAACGAAGGAAGGCAGGGAACGCAUGGAAUAAACCUAUUACUUGUUCCAAUAUCACACAAGCCUGUGGUCAUGAGGAAGAGGGCUAGAGCCUUGGUGUUCAACUGCUGUUCAGCCCCAAAAGUUAAACAGCUUGCUCUGUUCACAGGAGACCUGUUCUAUAAAGAAGAACUAAUGGAUAGGGAACUCCAUAAAUGCUGAGGUGACAGUCUUCAAUCACUCUGCAGUAGCAUGGCUGGCACAUCAAAAACCUAUGUGUUCCUUGGCGCACCAAAACCCCCCCUCAGGAAGAAAACAGAGAGACCCUGCAGUCCCGAGAAAGAUGCCCCUGGACAGUGGCAGAGAAUGCAGCUCCGGUUUCAAUUAGGGAGGCUGAAUUCUGCCCCAGAGUCGACAGAAGGGGAGUCUGGAGUGUUUGGGGCUGGGAGCAGCGCACACUGCCGUGUGCUGAGCGAUUGUCACUGGCUGGAUAAGGUCAGCACCACAGAGAGCGCCUCUUCGGCAAAGGCCAAGGGGUUGGAUUGCGUAAGCCUUGCCAACCACGUUUUGCAUAGACUGAGCAUCGGAGCAGACAAAACCCUCAACAAUCCUACCAGUUUUUCAGGAAGUGGAAGAGACCAAGAGGAAGUGCAUCUUCUAGGGGAGCAAGGGGCCAGUCCCUCAGAGAGUCCGGAAUCCCAGGUCACCAGCAGACUGCAAGAAUCGCCUCCUGCGGCCGUCAGGGAAUAUCUGGAUAGCUGCUUCCCUGCUCACAGACAAGGCCCUGAGGCCAAGAGAGUCGUGCCAGGCUUGUCUCUGGAGACAGAGUACCUCAGCGUGUGCACUGUGAGCCAGGCUGUGCUGCUGAAGGGACAGAUGGGUGCAGAGGUGGGAGUCAAAGGGGGGGACAAGGUGGGAUGUGCCUCCGAACACACUUCAGAGACCAUCUCAGGCAGCUCCCUGGAGCUGUACAGCCCAUGGAGCGAUGUGAAUCCAGUGGUGCAGGGAACUCUCAGGGGUUCUGUGGAACUCUUUGACACCCUGAGUGAACAACAGAAGGAAGGGGGAGUAGUGAUAGAGGCCAGAUCUGUAGGGCUUCUCUGCUCUCAGGGCACUUCCUUUGCCAAGAGGAACAGGGACUUGGAUCAAGAGGCCUCAGAACAGACAGCCCCACACUCCAGGUUCCCUUUAUCUAUAUCUCCAGGCUCCCCUGUCUCCAAGAAGAGCAGAGUGGCCUCGCCUGAUGACGAGGCCUGCGCACACCAAGGACAGACAAGGAGCAGAGCUGGCUCGCUCACCACAACCCUCCUGAGCAGAUGUGUGGACAGGGGAAAGCACUAUCGCGUCCUGGUGGGUGUGCUGCACCCCUGCCAUCUGAAGGAGAUCAAAGUCAAAUCUGGGUUCUCUGCAGGCUCCAUGGUUCCCCUAGCAACCAUUGUUGUAACUGACCAGUCAGGAGCCAAGAUGAAGGUGGUCUUGUGGAGGACUAAGGCAUUCUGGGCCCUGACUGUGUACCCAGGAGACCUGCUGUUGAUCACAGACCUGACUGUCAGUGAAGACCGGUGGAGGGGUGAGUUGGUACUGCAGUCUACCUACACCAGCACACUGUUGAAUCUGGGCCAGGCCUCCCCCAGCCUUCAGCUGCAAGUGCCAGAGAGUGUGGAAGGUGGCAUCCUGGAGGAGCUCCAUAGCCACCUGAGGGAGAAACAUCCCUCUCUGCUGUUUCUCCCUCUUCGUGUCCCCCAGAGCCCUCGAACAAUCCUCUACACCUGUUUGAGUGCAUUGCGCCCUGACACGCUGGUGCACGCCCUGCUGCAGGUCACGGACACCUCCCUGAUCAGAGAGGUGCAGGGCUCCACCAGGAGAGGUGCAGUGAAGAAGGCAGUGCUGACUGUGAAGCAGGGUGAUGACCAGCAGGGGGUGCUGGUACUAUGGGGCUCCGCCAUAGCCUGGCUGCAGCAGAUCAACAGAAACAGAGGUGCAGUAUUGGAUUUCCGGGUGCUACUAGUGAGGAGUAAUACCACAUCAGGGGCUAUGGAGCUUCAUUCCACACCUUGGGGUUCCUGUGAACCCCUCUUUCCCAGUGACAAGAGAGCAUUGGAGUUCCACAGGCAGGCUCACCCAGGUCAAGCCUUGGCCAUCCUGAAGCUGGACCUCCACACUCUGUUGUCUCAGAAAUACACAGGAGACGUGGAGGUCAAAUGUCAAAUCGCAGGGCUGCAGUUUCAGUGCGGGAGCUCCCAGAAUGUGUCGUUGCAAAUGAAUGGCCACACCCCCCUGCAGAGAAUCCUGAAUGCUAUCUCUGAGGACAUCACCUUCAUGGGCUGUGCGAGAUGUGGCUCUGAGCUGGGCACAGACAGAAAUGGGAUUUAUAGUCCCUGUUACCCCUGCCUGCCACACACUGCUGUCAAACGCUACUACAGGCCAGCCCUGUUGACAGUGAAGGAUGGGGACUGUGAGCUUUGUGUCCAGGUGCCUCCAGUUCUUGUGCAGAAGAUCCUGUUGAAUAUGCCUCCUGAGCUGCCCAGCAAGAUUGUCGGUCCAUCUUCUGACAGGACAUUUGGACAGGUGGUGGCUGACACAUGCUACUCUCUGCUUUCAAACCCUUCCAACUACUGCCUGACGCUCCGAAGCCACUUCCAGCUGGAUGAAAACAGUAUCCCCUUUGGACAGGACUUUCUCCUAAUCAGCCUGUGUCCUCUGCUCUAAGUCUCAAUCAAGUUCCCAUUCAAUGGACAUGUCUAUACCGAGACCCCACCCCAAUCCUGUGUCUAUUCAGAGGUGGCUUAUCAUAAUUGAGUACCAACAAAAGAUACAAUAUGAAUACUAUACAUAAAUGCACAGGACACUGGGUAGCUCUAAAGCCUGUUUAUCACACUUGUUCAAAUGGCCCAUAAUCCACAAGAUCUUGACACAGAAUAUGGGUUUAAAACCACUUUUCAACUGAAAGAGGUCAGUGCUUAAUAUACAGUAUAACGUCUGCUAGUUUGAUAGUUACUUGAUGGCCAUCCAGGUAUCCAUAUAAAGCAAACCUUGCUCCGGCAAACAAGUCCUUAACAACAGAAGAGGUAAAAGAUGAUCUUCUUCGAAUACCUCACUAGCUCUUCAUGCAGAUGGAGGCUGCAGUAGAAUGAGACCUUCAAUUAUUUCUUCACAAUUAAAGAUGUCACUUACAGGUGUCUCCCAACCCCAGCACAUUCUCCCAAUCCUGUGGCGAUCAGCAAAUGGUGACAGGAGCAGGAUAGUGACGUCUGGAAGCUCCUAGUCCUGACUUGGCAUAGGUCUUGAUCAAGCACUUGGGUUGAGGCAGAAGCUUCCUAUGUUAGGAUCAAAUAAAUUCUUUUUGGAAUCCCGAA
Messenger RNA from Lepisosteus oculatus (spotted gar), 5790 nucleotides. NCBI's taxonomy places the organism in Eukaryota, Metazoa, Chordata, Actinopteri, Semionotiformes, Lepisosteidae. The record is from RefSeq and is a predicted model, not a curated record.